This is a messenger RNA of Tachyglossus aculeatus (Australian echidna), 6794 nucleotides long. It is a transcript of the gene ATP11B, whose product is annotated as ATPase phospholipid transporting 11B (putative). The record is from RefSeq and is a predicted model, not a curated record. Gene Ontology annotation, cellular component: trans-Golgi network; plasma membrane; recycling endosome. Lineage: Eukaryota; Metazoa; Chordata; Mammalia; Monotremata; Tachyglossidae. Bases 26 to 3475 code for a protein of 1149 amino acids. Gene Ontology annotation, biological process: phospholipid translocation. Gene Ontology annotation, molecular function: ATPase-coupled intramembrane lipid carrier activity; ATP hydrolysis activity; magnesium ion binding. The transcript is spliced from 30 exons.
CCCUCCCCCCGGGGGCUCGGGCGGGAUGUUGCGGUGGAUCCGGCAGCAGCUGGGCUUUGACCCACCACAUCAAAGUGACACAAGAACUAUCUACAUAGCAAAUCGAUUUCCUCAGUACAGCCAUUACGUUCCACAGAAAUUUGCAGAUAACAGAAUCAUAUCAUCUAAGUAUACUGUGUGGAAUUUUGUUCCCAAAAAUUUGUUUGAACAGUUCAGAAGAGUAGCAAAUUUUUAUUUUCUUAUUAUAUUUUUGGUUCAGCUUAUGAUCGAUACUCCUACCAGUCCUGUUACUAGUGGGCUUCCAUUAUUCUUUGUGAUAACUGUAACAGCCAUAAAGCAGGGAUAUGAAGACUGGUUAAGGCACAAAGCGGACAACGAAGUAAACGGAGCUCCGGUUUAUGUUGUUCGGAGCGGUGGCCUGGUCAAAACUAGAUCAAAAAACAUAAGGGUGGGUGAUAUUGUCAGGGUAGCCAAAGAUGAAACUUUCCCUGCCGAUCUGGUGCUUCUAUCUUCAGAUAGAGUGGAUGGCACAUGUCAUGUUACUACUGCCAGCUUGGACGGAGAAACUAACCUUAAGACACAUAUUGCGGUUCCGGAAACGGCGGUAUUACAGACAGUUGCCAACUUGGAUACUCUUAUAGCUGUAAUAGAAUGUCAGCAACCAGAAGCGGAUUUAUACAGGUUUGUUGGAAGAAUAACAGUGAACCACCAAAUGGAAGAAAUUGUAAGACCACUGGGUCCUGAAAGUCUCUUGCUUCGCGGAGCCAGAUUAAAAAACACCAGAGAAAUUUUUGGUGUUGCUGUAUAUACAGGUAUGGAAACGAAGAUGGCAUUAAAUUAUAAGAGCAAAUCACAGAAGCGAUCAGCAGUGGAGAAGUCCAUGAAUUCCUUUUUGAUCGUUUACCUAAUAAUCCUCCUUUUUGAAGCCAUCCUCAGUACUAUUCUGAAGUAUGCCUGGCAAAUGGAAGAAAAAUGGGAUGAACCUUGGUAUAACCAGAGAACAGAGCACGAAAGGAACAGCAGUAAGAUUCUGAGAUUUAUUUCAGACUUCCUUGCUUUUCUGGUUCUCUACAAUUUUAUCAUCCCAAUUUCCCUGUAUGUGACAGUCGAGAUGCAGAAAUUUCUUGGAUCCUUUUUUAUCGGGUGGGAUCUUGAUCUGUAUCACGAAGAAACAGAUCAGCGAGCGCAAGUCAAUACUUCAGAUCUGAACGAGGAACUGGGGCAGGUGGAAUACGUGUUUACAGAUAAAACUGGGACAUUAACCGAAAACGAAAUGCAGUUUCGGGAAUGUUCGAUUAAUGGAAUUAAGUACCAUGAAAUUAAUGGCAGCCUUGUACCAGAAGGACUUACAGCAGAUUCUCCAGAUGGAAUCAGACCAAGACUUAUCAAAGAAGAGGAACUCUUCAUGAAAGCAGUCUCUCUCUGUCAUACGGUACAAAUCAGCGCUGAUCAAACGGACAGCCUUGGAGAGAGUUCCUGGUGUGCCAAUGGACUAUCAUCUCAAUUGGAAUAUUACGCUUCCUCCCCAGAUGAAAAGGCUUUAGUUGAAGCAGCUAGGAGAGUUGGUGUUAUGUUUACUGGCACUAAUGGAGAAGUUAUGGAAAUUAAAAGUCUUGGAAUACCUGAAAGAUACAAAUUGCUUCACGUUCUGGAGUUCGAUGCGGAUCGAAGGCGAAUGAGUGUGAUUGUAGAGUCCCCUUCCCAUGAGAAGCUUUUGUUCACUAAAGGAGCUGAAUCUUCCAUUCUUCCUUACAGCACGAGGGGAGAAAUAGACAAAACGAGGACUCAUGUUGAUGAAUUUGCUUUGAGAGGACUGAGAACUCUGUGUGUGGCCUACAGGCGAUUCACAGCCGCGGAAUAUCUUGAAAUCGAUAAACGCCUAAUGGAAGCCAGAACUGCCUUACAACAGCGAGAACAGAAAUUAGCAGAUGUAUUCAAUUUCAUUGAGAACGACCUGGAAUUACUUGGGGCUACAGGAGUGGAAGACAGGCUUCAGGAUAAAGUCCAAGAAACUAUUGAAGCCUUGCGCCUGGCCGGAAUCAAGAUAUGGGUCCUGACCGGCGAUAAGCAUGAAACGGCCGUCAGCGUGAGCUUGUCCUGCGGACACUUUCACAGAGCCAUGAACAUCCUUGAACUUACGCAGCAGAAAUCGGACAGCGCCUGCGCGGAAAAGCUGAGGCAGCUGGCCAAAAGGAUACAGGAGGAUCAUGUGAUUCAGCAUGGACUGGUUGUGGAUGGGACCAGCCUCUCUCUCGCACUCAGGGAACACGAGAAAUUAUUUAUGGAAGUCUGCAGGAAUUGUUCUGCUGUGUUAUGCUGUCGUAUGGCUCCUCUUCAAAAAGCUAAAGUUGUGCGACUGAUAAAAACCUCUCCAGAGAAACCAAUAACAUUAGCCAUUGGUGAUGGAGCUAAUGAUGUAAGCAUGAUACAAGAGGCACACGUUGGCAUCGGAAUCAUGGGGAAAGAAGGAAGGCAAGCCGUAAGAAACAGCGACUAUGCAAUAGCAAGAUUUAAAUUCCUUUCCAAGUUGCUUUUUGUCCAUGGCCAUUUUUACUAUAUUAGGGUAGCAACCCUUGUACAGUACUUUUUUUAUAAGAAUGUGUGUUUUAUUACACCGCAGUUUUUAUAUCAGUUCUUUUGUUUGUUUUCACAACAAACAUUAUACGACAGUGUGUACCUGACUUUGUACAAUAUUUGUUUUACUUCGUUACCUAUAUUGAUGUACAGUCUCUUUGAACAGCACGUACACCCUCACGUGUUACAGAGCAAGCCCACUCUCUAUCGAGACAUAAGUAAAAAUUCCCAUCUGGGUAUUAGAACAUUUCUUUAUUGGACUCUACUAGGUUUCAGCCAUGCCUUCAUUUUCUUUUUUGGCUCCUACCUGCUAAUGGGAGAAGACACAUCUCUUUUGGGAAAUGGCCAGAUGUUUGGAAACUGGACAUUUGGCACUUUGGUCUUCACAGUGAUGGUUAUUACAGUCACAGUAAAGAUUGCUUUGGAGACUCAUUUCUGGACCUGGAUAAACCACUUUGUUACUUGGGGUUCCAUCGUAUUCUACUUUAUAUUCUCCUUGUUUUAUGGGGGAAUUAUCUGGCCAUUUUUGCAGACCCAGGACAUGUACUUCGUAUUCGUUCAGCUUCUCUCCAGUGGCUCUGCUUGGUUUGCCAUAAUCAUCAUAGUCGUUAUUUGUCUAUUUCUUGACAUUGUGAAGAAAGUGCUUUAUAGACAUCUUCAGCCUACGAGUACUGAAAAGGCCCAGCUCUCUGAAACAAAUGCAAGUAUCAACUGCCUGGAUUCCAUGUGCUGUUUCUCGGAAGGGGAAACGGCAUGCGCAUCUCUCGGAAGAACGCUGGGGCGAGUGAUGAGAAGAUGUAGUCCGGCCCGUGUCAACAGAUCCUGGAGUGCAUCGGAUCCCUUCUAUACCAACGACCGAAGCAUCUUGACUCUCUCCACAAUGGAUUCACCUACUUGUUAAAGAGACUCUAAUAGGGUGCGGGGCCCUUUGGUCCCUUAUCCUAGGUUUCGAACAAGCUCAGUGUCACUUUCCCAAGGAAGCGUGCCAGUCGAUAAAAACAUCUCCUGAAACUUUUGUAGAUUUCAGCAAAACGGCAAUUCACAAAACUCCAUAGCGGUUAAAUACUGUGCGGUUGCUUCCGUCUUAUUUUUUCCACCCUAACCCCUCUCAUGAGUCAGUAAAUUCUGCCAAUUUCCUUGUGAGAUAUCCCACAGGUUGCUGGGGUCCUGAAAGGCAGUUUAGUUUGUCAUUGCAGCUAUAUUUUGGAUGUCAAGAAGAGGUACUUCUGUUUACGUGUUUGUUUUUUCCGGUAUUUAAAUCUGCUUCGGUACAAUUUCGGUUGAAAUGCUGUACUUUGAAAAAUAUUUCAUCAUUUAGACUCAAAGUUUAGUGCUGCUUCUUGUGGCUAAAUUUUAGCUAUGUACAAAUAAAAAAUAUAUAUGCUAACCAACGUUGAUGCCCCCACAGUAAGACACUUUUAAAAAGUUAAUUUUGUUGGAAACUUUUAAAGAAAUGAAAACCCAUUCAGCUCAAUAUUGCCCAGAUCGUGGAGCUAUGUAAAACGUCUAAACUGGCAGCCAAAAACAGUAAAGCCAAUCCUCUUUCCUUCAAAUAGCAUGCACUUAUUCCUUCCCGAUUUCUUCAUAAAAAUGAAUAGUCAUCUUUCAGGAGGAUUUGAAGAAACGACUUAAUUUGUGGAUUAGGGUUUCUGCUAGUGCGAUUUUUAAUCUUUUAACAUUAAUAGGGUUUUUCCCCAUUUAUUCCAGGUUAAUGUAUUUAUAUUUGGCCUUUAUGUAUCUUCAAUUAGGAACAGAAUUAUUUUUCUUGGGUCUUCCUUAAUCUCUCAAGUCUCUGUUGGCAUUUUGUUUGAUAACACUGUAAAGUACAAAUGUCAAAGACAAAUGAGUUGGAACAGUAUCGUAUCUUAAAAAUUUGCCCUUAUACAGAUGAAAGUGUAAGGAGUAUAGAGUGGAUCAAAAUUGAGCCACAAGGUGUAAAAGAAGGGGCCAUUUCUCUGGCUAACUGAAAGCCUGGAAUUUCCUAGAGUCAUCUUUGGCUUUGAGUUCUUUACGUUCAUAUGUUUGGUCAAUUAGAAUUCAAUCAAUUCAAUCUCAGUCUGUGUGACAGUUAAAUCCAUUGUCCACUUGAUGCAGAUUAACACCAAACUUCGUUAUGAUGCACAAUCUCCCUUGCAUUAAAGGGCUUUUUAACCAGAAAUGGCCAAAGGAAAAUGAAAUCUGUCAUCUUUUCCUUCAUAAGUGUCUUUUCAGGCCGCUCUGAAAGGGAAGAUACUUUGAAAGGAAAAAAAAUAUUUCCAGGAAGCUCUCAAAACAUGCUUGAAGAGGAAAAUACUGACUUUGUAAUGUUUUCGAGACUUUUAGUUCUGUUUAUGUAGUUUACUAUUUAAAUUUGGUUGCCAUUUAUUUUUAUUAAUUUCAGGAGAGGCAGUGUCGUGUUUUGAAACCUGAAAAGGAUCGUUACCUUAGGAAAUCUUCUUAGGGCAUAAAUAUGAAAUUUUUAUAAAUGCAGGUUGAGUGUAUGCGCACCAAAGAUUGUUAUAGAUUUGCUUUCCUUAUAUUUGGGGAUUCAGUGUCCCCUUUUCCUCCCACUUAUGUAAAGCUCUUGGAAACCAGCAGGAAUUAAAGACUUACCUUGGUACUGGUAAACUGUUCCCUUCUUGGUACUUUAAUACUGUGUGUUUUUCAGUAAUGCAAGAACACUGUAGUCUGAAUAUUAGCCUAAUAAUUCAACUUACUUCAUAUCAGGUUUUUGGAACUGGUUUUUUUGUUGUUUUUUGAAAUAAGGGCAUUUAAACUGCGUAGGGAAGACUACAGCAGGCAAAAUUUUAAUUCCUUAGAGAAUACAAAGGCAGCACCAUAGGUACGUGGUGGGUUCUUGGAAUCCCUUUUGUUUGAGCCAUGCACUCUGACAAGGACCAGCAAUCAUUAAGUUGUUAUCUGUCAUGGCAUGUUUGGGUUGGAAAGUCUAGGAUAGCGUUCAUUUAAUAGCUUAGGGAAGAAGGGGGCUCAUCCAUCUUUUGAAAUACUUUAAAGCUUUUCCACACUUUUCUCCCUGUAGCUGUCAUCCUUCAACUUCGCAUCACACUGUCGUGUAGCUGGCAUUCAUUCUGAUUGUGUUGGUACAGAACCCCUAUCCCAAAUAAAGGGAGUUGGAAGAGGGAUUUUUCUUUUAAUUUAAGAAAAUUAAGUAUGCACUUUACUGAAGAUGUAAUGCAAACUUCGUUUUGUAUACAACUGUUAAAAUGUAUUUUCUAAAGGCGGACGUCACGCAGGGCGAAACCAUUGUUAUAGAGCCAGUGCUAUUUGUACACGUUUCUGCUAAUUCCAAUACAUUCCGAAAUUCCGUAUAAAAUGUUGCAUUCAAAAGUUUAAGGAAAAAAAGGAAUAUAAAAUAAAAAUCAACCUCUUUCCAUGUUGCUCAAUAGGCUGUUAGAAUAAGCAUUUUUAUCUAGUACCUGAAGGUAGGAAAAUGCCAACAGCAGCCAGCCUUUGUGUCCAGAAUUGUGGACUCUGUUUUGGACUUCGUGUUAUCUAAUAAGCAAGUAAGCAACACCACAAAGCUAAUGUGAAUACUUUUAAAUACGACCCAUUCAUAAAAAAUCUUGUGUGCGUUUUGGCUAAAUCAUCUAGGGAUUAUUCUUCCGAUGGAACAACUGUACACCUGUGCAGCUCCAGGCCAGACACACAUUUUAUAUACCAAGUUUCUUAAGGCAGGGUGUGUCAGGAAUGUCAUCUUUGGGAUACGGGAGAGCGAAUGUGUUCCAAAUUCAUACAGACACUCCAGGUUUUUUUUGUUGUUAGGUCCUGUGACUUGUUACAUAUUCAGGAACAGAAGGAGAAAUUGACAAAGAUCAGUUUCAGGUAUGAAUUAGAAAGAAAGAGCAAGAAAACCGACACCAAAGAGUUUGAAAACAUGCAUAAUUAUAGUCCCAACGCUAUAGUUUAUUUUCAUCUUGGAAAACAACCCUAUUUUCAUAAGAAAGUCCUGAUCAAAAUGUGGUUUUAUUUUGGAAAAAACUUGAAUGAUAUUCCUACAAAAAAAAUAUGGAUUUUUACUAUAUUAGUUGUACUGAAGCUUUUGCAGUCGGAAAUGCCAUAGCAAUAAUUAGUUCUAAAUUUUGGACCUCAGACACUGUGGCUGCCUAAUGUAUACUUUUUAAAUUUAUAUUGUUAAUGCAGUGUGCUUGUUGUUCAGCUGUUGGUAAUUUUUUAAAAGUUUAUGGAAAGUAUAUUUAUUGAAUAAAAGUUUCCCUUAGUUA